AUGACUCUACAUCUGCCGGCUUUCAGUACCAGCCCCAGCUCCAUCAGUCUGACGCCUACAGACCACGAGGCCAUACGAUACUUUCGUACCAUAUUUGCACGACGCCACCACACAAAGAAUCCAGAAUUCUCCGUCUACUCCAUCAUCUUCAAUAUUGCCCAAUCCGAACCGCUUGUCAUGCACACUGUAUUGGCACUGGGCUGCCGGGCAAUCCAGCCCCGAGACCAGACCAGUACAACACCCCACAAACAAGAUUGGAGCCAUCUAUGCCACUACUCGUCGGCCCUGGGGCGGCUGAAGGAGGAGAUAGAGACGGGCUCCGAAAGCGACGAGUCUUUUAAUUUUGAUGCCUGUUUCACGGCGCUCUAUGUUAUGCUGCUCUAUGAGCAAAACUUCAGUGGCGAUGGCUUUGCGGGACUCACGCAUCAUUUUCAUGGUGCUGCCAUGAUUCUACGGCACCGUGGGCAUUAUAUCAAAAGAGACCUGGAGACAUUGGCGACACCGUUGGCCAUAUGCCGACGCGGGUCAGAGCAAGGACUUUCCUUAUACUCGGCACGUAUUCUGAUAUGGAUCUCGCUGUGUGACGCUAGCGCGGCAACUUAUGGCAUCGGCGGAUCGUUCAACGCAGCCUUGGACGAAGUUCUGGGACGUACUGACCCCGGGGGAACUGAGAGCCUACACACAUUUUCAAAUUCCCUGUUUCGGAUCAUGUGGGGUAACGCGUACCCGCAGAACGAGCUGAUGGACGACAUCGAAAACAGGAGUGUUUUCGAACUGAUGGUGUACUGCUACCGGGCCAGGUACUCUCUUGCAGCCGUCGCCCAAUCACUGAGAGCUGGAGAUGUGGAAGAGUCGCAAAAUCAAACUGAAGCCACAAAGCUCCUGAUUCAGUUCAUCGCCGCGCGAUACCGUGAGCUGUUGGAAGUUGCCAGCGGACUCCUGCCUUCCACAGACCAUUCACACAGAUUAGUGGCCAAUCUGCGAGGCAUCGUGCCCCAUUACCACGCCGCUGUUAUUUUACUGUCCCGGCUCACAGAGAACAGCCCGAUAUCACCUGUCAUUGCGGACCCGAAAGCGCACGUCAAUUCCAUCAUGAGCCUCGCCCGGCAGGCGUACCGACAUCAAGGCGUCGACGCCAUGGUUCGUAUCGCCUGGCCGCUGCUCGUCGUGGCUCUGGAAACACGAGACCAGCCAACGCGAGAUUGGAUAGUCUCUCGAUUCCAUUCCAUGGUGGGUCUGAGCAAGAAUAUGGAGCGUACCGAGGACUUUCUGAGGAACUCCGCGGGCCCUCCGGAAGCAACCAGUGUAGCUUGGGCGGACCCUCGCCGCUGGUUUCGUUCAGGAGAUGGCACGCCAUUCAUCGUCUGA
Messenger RNA from Akanthomyces muscarius, 1368 nucleotides. RefSeq lists its product as uncharacterized. The transcript has a single exon. The record is from RefSeq and is a predicted model, not a curated record. Lineage: Eukaryota; Fungi; Ascomycota; Sordariomycetes; Hypocreales; Cordycipitaceae. Bases 1 to 1368 code for a protein of 455 amino acids.